AUGCUGCGAAACAAACAGCAGCAGCAGCAACAGCAGCAACAACAUGAGCAACAGCAGCAGCAGGAACAUCACCAGCAACAGCAGCAUCAGCAACGAGAGCAGCAGCAGCAUCAGCAGCAACAUCAGCAGCAACAGCAACACCAUCAGCAGCAUCAUCAGCAGCAUCAUCAGCAGGAACAGCAACAUCAGCAGCAGCAUUAUCAGCAGCAUCAUCAGCAACAUCAGCAGCAACAGCAACAUCAGCAGCAUAAUCAGCAGGAUAAUCAGCAGCAGCUGCAUCAUCAGCAGCAGCAGCAUAAUCAGCAGGAUAAUCAGCAGCAGCAGCAUCAUCAGCAGCAACAGCAACAUCAGCAGCAGCAGGAUAAUCAGCAGCAACAUCAUCAGGAUAAUGAGGAGGAAGAGAAUUAA
Molecule: messenger RNA, 408 nt
Organism: Eimeria acervulina
Lineage: Eukaryota; Apicomplexa; Conoidasida; Eucoccidiorida; Eimeriidae
Exons: 1
Coding region: 1-408 (135 amino acids)
Source: RefSeq, a predicted model, not a curated record